AUGUCAGUGCUAAAUAAGGACAGCUUUCAUGAGGGUUUACCUUCUGAGUUAGCGUUAUUUGACCUACCUCCAACUCAGGUCGGUGUUUCUGAUGUAUACUUUGAGGAAAUUCGACCAUUGAGUCAGGUGACUGGUGACAGCCCCAUUGAGUUCAGAAUCAGCGGACAGAAUUCUGUGGACUAUAUAGAUCUGAAAGGAUCGCAGCUGUAUGUGAAACUGAAAGUGACAAAACCCAAUGGAACUGCUUUAAGCGCUUCAGAGAAAACGGGACCUGUAAAUAUGCUUUUGCAAGCUUUAUUUUCAACCACUGAGGUGACUCUUCAGAACAAGGCUAUAAUUACUUGUAACUAUAACGGAUACCGUGCAAUGAUAAAUAGUCUAAUGAAAUACGGAGCUGAUGCAAAGGACUCACAAUUGCAGUCACAGCUGUACUUGGCAGAUGACGCAAAUUCUCCCAAAGACACUGAUCCUUCGUCUUCAAACAAUGGUUUAUUUGAAAGAAGUAAAUUUACAGCCCAAUCCAAAGUGGUGGACAUGCAGGGACCCAUAUUCCACGAUUUGUUUACAUUGAACCGUUACAUGCUGAAUGGAGUGGAUGUGAAACUAAAACUACACAGAAACAUUCCAGCGUUUUGUCUAAGUUCGGGCGAAAGCAGUCCGGAUUACAAGAUCGACAUUUUGGAUAUCUAUUUGCUGGCUCGUAAGAUCAGAGUAAAUCCGGCAGUCAUUUACGGUCACGCGGAAAUGAUGAAAAACACGAAUGCAAAAUAUCCCUUUACAAAGACAGAAUGCAGAGUGCAAAGUAUUGCCACCGGGAGUACGACUUUUUCCUGGGAUAAUAUGUUUUCCGGACACAAACCGGAACGAGUAGUGGUAACCUUUAAUACAUCCAAGGCGGUAACAGGGGACUAUAAAUCAAAUCCUUUCAACUUUUUGAAUUGUGACAUAAAAAGCAUCUGUUUAUAUGCUGACGGGUUGCCUGUAGGUGGGAACCCUUUAAAACUGGACUUUAGUAAAACAACUGGAGCCACAUUCAUGAGAGCUUUUUCCAAUUUGUAUAAUGUAACAGGAACGUGGCAAGAAAAUUUUGGGAAUGAUCUAGACAGGGCAUCAUUCCAAUCUGGCAGUACGUUGUUUGCCUUUCAACUGAAACCCAACUUUGCGCAGCAUGGAGAAUACAUAUCCUUGUUGAAAACUGGAAAUAAAGUUUAA
This is a messenger RNA of Mercenaria mercenaria, 1212 nucleotides long. RefSeq lists its product as uncharacterized. Gene Ontology annotation, molecular function: ribonucleoside-diphosphate reductase activity, thioredoxin disulfide as acceptor. NCBI's taxonomy places the organism in Eukaryota, Metazoa, Mollusca, Bivalvia, Venerida, Veneridae. Bases 1 to 1212 code for a protein of 403 amino acids. The record is from RefSeq and is a predicted model, not a curated record. Gene Ontology annotation, biological process: deoxyribonucleotide biosynthetic process. The transcript has a single exon. Gene Ontology annotation, cellular component: cytosol.